AUGAGAAUUUUCUUAUUCUUUUCUAUUUUUCAUUUUGUGAUCACUGAAAUAGCUUAUGACAAGGCAAUUUCCCCAAAACACAAAUCUUCUCAUGGAUCCGUUUCUUUGGGUCAACAAAUACCCGAUUGGUCUGAAGUGACUUUGAGAGGAAAGCCGAAAAUUCUUGAGAUCCUGCUUGCAGUGGAUGGACCUGUGGCCAGAUACUACGGUAACAAUCGGGAUAAGAUCAGAGAUGGAGUGCUCUCUUUGCUGCAUGGAGUGAAUCAGUACUUGCAUCAGCUUCAAAUCCAAUUGCUGAUUGUUGACUUGCGAGUGGCAAAUGGAUAUAAUUUGACACUUGAGGAUUUCAAGAAUUGGAGAGAAGAAGAGGAGGAUUUGCCACAACACGAUUUGGCGAUGCUAUUGAGACUGCGGUAUGAUGGAGGGAUUGCUUCAGUGGAUGGAGUCUGUACAAGGGAAGGCAUCGGAAUCUCGGGGUUCUUUCCUGAAGCCCCUCAUGAAUAUGCAUCGGUUUUUGUGCACGAAGUGGCUCAUUUACUGGGAUUGGCUCAUGAUACUCGGGUGAAUUGUCGAUGCUCGAGUGGAAAGAAAGGAUGUCUGAAGAUUGAAGGCUUUGAUGACUGCUCCGCUCAGGCGCUAGUGGAAAUGAGUGAGAAGAAGAGUUGUUUACAAGAGACAAACGAUCACCCAUUGAGCAUACCGAUGUGUGGGAAUGGGAUUGUUGAAUUGGGAGAACAAUGUGAUUGUGGACCGGCUAAACAUUGUCGAAAUUUGUUGUGCGAUUCGCAGAGUUGUCAAUAUCGUCUCUCAAAGGAAAUCCUCUACUUGAUCGCGUUUUUUCUCUUCGCAAUCAUUGGAGCGAUUGGGUAUUGCUUUUUGAGAAGUCUCUGCUCUCGUCUAAUGAACAUCACCAAAAAGUCAAAAAGAAAAGCUCUUCCAAAUUUUCAACCAUUCGUCGUGAGCUCUGUCUCAUCACAAGCCGAUUUUAAAUCAUCGGUUUUAACAAACUCAUCGACAAGGAUGUUGAUCAAAACCGGCAGCGAGGAUAGUGCAUCGAGUACCGCUAAAUUGUUGCCCGAUUUCUCGAGGAAUCGAUUAAAUCGUGAUUCAAAAAGCCGUUCUCGUCGCACCGAAAAUCUCAUCCAUUUGGACUCGGAGAUUCCAAUAGUCGACCCAGUGAAUCACUCGGAUUACGUGAAAAUGCAUCCAGCCAAGUUUCAUUUGGGAUCGGCAACGGAUCAACACGAAUAUUUGUCACCGAAAUCAACAACUCUACCAAAAAUUCGCUCAGCCUCAUUGCAGAGGGGAGAGAAUGCACAGAUGAAUCGAUCACCGAUCAUCCCUUUACGUGUCGCUCCACCACCACCAAAUCAGUCAAGACGAGCCUCCCGCUCGUUCAGCCAUUUACCGGGUCUGCCCGCUUCAUUGAGUGCUUCCUACGGUGAAGCAACGGCAGCUGUUCUUCGUGAUCUUCGAUCUUCUCGUAUUUAUGACAUUCCCGCUUCAUUUAUUAGUCAACAAUCAUUCGAUGAACCACCAGCAAUUCCUCCAAAAAAAAGUCUAGCUGGACUGGCUGUU
Molecule: messenger RNA, 1578 nt
Organism: Mesorhabditis belari
Lineage: Eukaryota; Metazoa; Nematoda; Chromadorea; Rhabditida; Rhabditidae
Source: the annotation of a GenBank genome assembly